Molecule: messenger RNA, 1511 nt
Organism: Elephantulus edwardii (Cape elephant shrew)
Lineage: Eukaryota; Metazoa; Chordata; Mammalia; Macroscelidea; Macroscelididae
Gene: LMO3
Product: LIM domain only 3 (rhombotin-like 2)
Exons: 4
Coding region: 214-651 (145 amino acids)
Biological process (GO): positive regulation of transcription by RNA polymerase II
Cellular component (GO): nucleus
Molecular function (GO): transcription coactivator activity; DNA-binding transcription factor binding
Source: RefSeq, a predicted model, not a curated record
CCCCAGCCUCUCCUAAUGAGGCAUAAACUGGAGCUGCAUCCCAGCUCCGCACUACAACUUUCGCUCGGGCUGCAGCUCUGCUGAGACGGUUUUGUUUAAAUCAUGUGAGGCUUCAUUAUUUUUAUGAUGAGACAUGAAAUAGAUGCAGGCGGAAGAUAUUGAUGGCAGGAGGCAGAGCGAGAGGCUGCGGCGCGGAACGUCUCAAGUAUACAAAUGCUCUCAGUCCAGCCAGACACCAAGCCGAAAGGUUGUGCUGGCUGCAACCGAAAGAUCAAGGACCGGUAUCUUCUAAAGGCACUGGACAAAUACUGGCAUGAAGACUGCCUGAAGUGUGCCUGCUGUGACUGUCGCUUGGGAGAGGUGGGCUCCACCCUGUACACUAAAGCUAAUCUUAUCCUUUGUCGCAGAGACUAUCUGAGGCUCUUCGGGGUAACGGGAAACUGUGCUGCCUGUAGUAAGCUCAUCCCUGCCUUUGAGAUGGUGAUGCGUGCCAAGGACAAUGUUUACCACCUGGACUGCUUUGCAUGUCAGCUUUGUAAUCAGAGAUUUUGUGUUGGAGACAAAUUUUUCCUAAAGAAUAAUAUGAUCCUUUGCCAGACAGACUACGAAGAAGGUUUAAUGAAAGAAGGUUAUGCACCCCAGGUUCGCUGAUCUAUCAACAUCACCCCAUUAAGAAUACAAAGCACUACAUUCUUUUAUCUUUUUUGCUCCACAUGUAUAUAAGAAUUGACACAGGAACCUACUGAAUAGCGUAGAUAUAGGAAAACGGGAUGGUUAUAUGGAAUAAAAGGCGGACUGCAUCUGUAUGUAGUUAAAUUGCCCCAGUUCAGAGUUGAAUGUUUAUUAUAAAAGAAAAAAAAGUAAUGUACAUAUUGCUGGAUUUUUUUUGCUUGCUACUUGUUUUUGUGUCACUUGGCAUGAGAUGUUUAUUUUGGACUAUUGUAUAUAAUGUAUUGUAAUAUUUGAAGCACAAAUGUAAUACAGUUUUAUUGUGUUACCAUUUGUGUUCUGUUUGCUUCUUUGUAUUGUUGCAUUUAGUACAAUCAGUGUUUAAACUUACUGUAUAUUUAUGCUUUCUGUAUCUACCAGCUAUUUUAAAUGAGCUGUGACUUUCUAGUAAAGAACUGAAGAGCAAAUCUCACAUGAUGAUACACAUAUAGAUAAAGGCAAGUCAAUCAGCAUUGAAAAAUACUAGAAAAAUGAAGACACACACAUACAAAGCAUUUUACCAACAUCCACAACUUAGUAUCACUACAAUAUAAAGUCUAUCAGUGUUUUCAUUACAAUUCCCUAUUUUCAGGGAGUUAAAGAUCAGCUUUAAAAAAAAUGCUUAAAAAUUUCAUCUCAAAGCACUUUCAUUUUAUAACAACAUGAAAAGUGCCAUUUUUAAAAUAACUUUAAUGCUUAACAGUUAUCUUUUUAAUAUGCUUCCCCUACCCACCCACCCUGUGUUCUUUAUAUAAUGGCUUUGUUUUCAUUUUACAGUCAUCCACCCCUUAUGUGAACUAGUG